Molecule: messenger RNA, 1552 nt
Organism: Osmerus eperlanus (European smelt)
Lineage: Eukaryota; Metazoa; Chordata; Actinopteri; Osmeriformes; Osmeridae
Gene: hmbsa
Product: hydroxymethylbilane synthase a
Exons: 14
Coding region: 156-1229 (357 amino acids)
Biological process (GO): heme biosynthetic process
Cellular component (GO): cytoplasm
Molecular function (GO): hydroxymethylbilane synthase activity
Source: RefSeq, a predicted model, not a curated record
GUGACAUUGCAGCGUAGCCGAGGUCACAGGCAUAAUGUGCGUCGGGAUUCUUUUUGGGCUACUUUAGCAAGUUUAAGAAGCGCUAUGCAUGUAUUUUUUAAUUCAGUUCGAAGAUCGUAUUGAACACAUAUCGGAAUAUUUCUCGUUUAAGUGAGAUGUCGGGGGACUGUUCGAAUGCACAGGAUGGAAAUGGAAGAGUGAGCAGAGUCAUCAGAAUGGGGACCAGGAAGAGCCAGCUGGCCCGCAUCCAGACAGACUAUGUGGCUGAAAAACUCAAGACUCUGUAUCCAGAUGUCCAUCUGGAAAUAGUUGCCAUGUCCACAAUUGGUGACAAAAUCCUGGACACUGCUUUAUCAAAGAUUGGAGAGAAAAGUCUUUUUACUAAAGAGCUGGAGAAUGCUUUGGAGAGGAAUGAGGUAGACCUUGUAGUGCACUCUUUGAAAGACCUUCCAACUACCCUGCCAACAGGGUUUACUAUUGGAGCUGUGCUUCAACGUGAAAACCCCCAUGAUGCAGUAGUGCUUCAUCCAAAGAAUGCUGGACUCACUCUGGACGCCUUGCCAAGUGAGAGUGUGAUUGGGACAAGCUCUCUGCGCCGGGCUGCCCAACUAAAGAAGAGGUUUCCCCACCUGGAGUUUAAGGACAUUCGAGGUAACCUCAACACUCGUCUUAAGAAGCUGGAUGAGAAGGAAGACUACGCUGCCAUUAUCCUAGCAGCAGCAGGCCUGAAGAGGAUGGGCUGGGAGGGACGAGUCAGUCAGAUUAUGGGACCUGAUGACUGUAUGUAUGCUGUUGGCCAGGGGGCCCUGGCAAUAGAGGUGCGUGCGCGGGAUCGUGACAUCCUGGAGAUGGUUUCCACCCUGCACCACCCAGAAACAGUGCUCCGCUGCAUUGCAGAGCGUGCCUUCCUCAAACACCUGGAGGGAGGUUGCAGCGUACCAGUUGCCGUUCACACGGAAUUAAAGGAUUUAAUGCUCUCUAUGACGGGGGCAGUGUUUAGCUUGGAUGGCGCAGACAGCUUGAAGGAGGUUAUGCAGACCAGUGUGGACACUGGGAACCAGGUUGAAGAGCCAGCGGACACCCAGCAUGUUGGGGUAACAGCCCGCAACAUGCCACAGUCUUCCCUGGAUGCAGCAGAGAAGCUGGGAGUUGACCUGGCUACUUUCCUGCUCAGUAAAGGAGCCAUGGACAUUCUGACUACUGCUCGGCAGCUCAAUGAUGCCCGCUGAAGCAAUUGUUUAUUACUUCAAAGCACUGUGCAAGCAGUCACCAAUGUUUACUCUGCAUAUGGGCAGAUUCAACUACAUGUUAUUAAAGCAUACAUUUUUAUGACCAUAUUUGUCUAACUCAUGGGGAUAUAAAUGAAUGGAUGCCUAGAAUGUACCACUACUGAUCCAAUGUUCAACUGAUCAGUGUUUUGAUCCAGGAGCACUUGGGACAGCCUUUAUGCAUCAAGUUCAGCCAGAAUACAAACGUGUAACAAAUUCACUGAAUUUUAUGAACGGUAUAUUUAAGGAUUCUCCGUUGUGAACGUGUUUUAAAUGCUAUUAAA